CCCUUACUUACACCCGACACCGAGGCCCCUCCUCCUCGGAGCUCUUUAAUGGCGACCAGAAACCCUAACCCUAACCCUAUCUCUCGAAACCCUAGGUCCACCGUCCAGCCGGCGGUUCUCUAAGCCUUCUUCUCGUGCGGAGGACGGCAAUGGCGGCGGCGGCGGCGGAGGCGGCGGAGCGGAAGGAGCGGAGCUUGUGGGAGGAGGCUCUGCGGAAGAUGCUUCCCCCUGGAGCUCCGCUGCCCGACGAGGAACACCUCGACUACUCGAUCGCCGUUGAGUACGACGGUCCCCCCGUCCCUUACGAGGUUCCCAAGAUCGAGCCUUUGGACCUACGGAGCGCCUCUUCCAGCGCCUCCGCCGGCGACUUGCCGGCGCUCCCAAGGGGGCCCAGAUUCAACCGCCUCCGGACCGGGGAGCCACGGGGGAGCCCGAUGGAGAGCGCGCGAUCGUCCUCCGUCGUCCAGUCCCAGCGAGGGUCGGCGGAGUCCGACGGCGGAGACACGUCCCGGUCCAGCCCUAGAGCUUCCUCGGCGCGCGACCCCAACUCUCUCUCCGGCUCUCCCCGGAGGCCCCGACCCGGGACCGUGACGUUUAAUACCACGGUGGAGUCCGAGAAGGAGGAUGACCUCUCCGGCGGCUCCCCAGCGGCUGCACCGCUGCCGGCGGCUCCGUCGAGGGAGAGGAGGAGGGGGGUCUGCAGCAGGUGCGGGAAAGGUAACAUCUUGAAGGAGAGGGAGGCCUGUCUGGUCUGCGACGCGAGGUACUGCAGCAACUGUGUGCUGAAGGCUAUGGGGUCCAUGCCGGAAGGGAGGAAGUGUGUGAGCUGUAUUGGCCGUCCGAUCGAUGAGUCGAAGAGGCCGAGCCUUGGUAAGUGUUCAAGGAUGCUGUCUAAGUUGUGCAGUCCGUUGGAGGUCCGGCAGAUCAUGAAGGCAGAAAGGGAGUGCCCUGCAAACCAGCUCAGACCUGAGCAAUUGAUCGUCAAUGGGCAGCCAUUGAGGCAGGAAGAGCUCGAUGAGAUUUUGGGGUGUUCAAUGCCGCCGCAGAAGUUGAGGCCCGGGAGGUACUGGUAUGACAAAGAUUCUGGGCUGUGGGGAAAGGAAGGUGAGAGACCUGAUAGGAUUAUAAGUUCCAAGCUGAAUGUGGGAGGGAAGCUAAGGCCAGAUGCAAGCAAUGGUAACACACAAGUUUUUAUAAAUGGGCGUGAGAUCACCAAGUUAGAACUCAGGGUUUUGAAGUUGGCCAAUGUGCAAUGUCCACGAGAUACUCAUUUCUGGGUAUAUGAUGAUGGUUCAUAUGAGGAAGAGGGACAGAAUAACAUAAGAGGAAAGAUUUGGGAAAAGGCUUCAACUCGGCUGAUAUGUUCAUUGUUCUCGUUGCCUACCCCUCCUGGAAAUCAUCCUGGAUCAAAAGAAGAUGCAUCUACAUUUUCAGGCAGGUCUGUGCCAGAGUAUCUGGAGCAAAAGAGAGUCCAGAAACUUUUGUUACUUGGGCUAGAAGGAUCAGGAACCAGCGCUAUCUUUAAACAGGCAAAAUUCUUGUAUGGAAACAAGUUCACUCCAGAGGAAAUGCUAGACAUGAAGCUCAUGAUUCAAAGCAACCUGUACAAAUAUCUCAGCACAUUACUUGAGGGUCGAGAGCGAUUUGAGGAUGAGUCUUUAGAGGAGAAAAAAUCUCUUGCUCUGCAUGCCGAGAAGUCUAUCCAAGGGGAAGGAAGAGUUGAGGAAAGUAACAAAUGCAUAUACUCAAUCAAUCAAAGGUUGAAACAUUUUUCUGAUUGGCUGCUGGAAAUUAUGGCUAUGGGAGAUCUGGAUGCCUUUUUUCCUGCUGCAACGCGUGAGUAUGCCCCUGUAGUGGAGGAGGUUUGGAAAGAUCCUGCUAUUCAAGAGACAUACAAGAGAAGAAACGAAUUACAUUUUCUUCCUGAUGUUGCAAGUUACUUCUUAGACCGGGCUAUUGAAAUAUCGAGCAAUGAAUAUGAACCUACUGAGAAGGACAUCCUAUAUGCUGAAGGAGUCACCCAGUGCAAUGGCCUUGCUUUUGUCGAGUUCUCUUUGGAUGACCGGGGUCUAAUGUCUGAGCUGUACAGUGAGAAGUUUGAUUGUCCUCCCCCCUCAAUGAAGUAUCAGCUGCUCCGAGUAAAUUCCAAAGGAUUGAGUGAAGGCUGCAAAUGGUUGGAAAUGUUUGAAGAUGUCCGUGCCGUGAUCUUUUGCGUCUCUCUAAGUGACUAUGACCAAAUGUGGUCUCGAGGCUCAGCUCCACUCGGCAACAAAAUGAUGGCAAGCAAAGAACUCUUUGAGAGUGUAGUGAGGCACCCUUCUUUUAGAGAGACUCCUUUUGUGCUCCUACUAAACAAGUAUGACACCUUCGAGGAGAAGAUCAACAGGGUACCAUUAACAGUGUGCGAGUGGUUUGCAGACUUUAGUCCAGUAAAGCCACACAACACUAACCAGUCAUUGGCCAGCCAUGCAUACUACUUCAUUGCAGUGAAAUUUAAGGAUCUAUAUGCCUCAAUCAGCGGCCGGAAGCUAUUUGUAUUUCAGACGAAGGCUCUCGAGUGCAAUACUGUUGAUGAGGCAUUCAAAUACAUUAGGGAGGUCCUGAAAUGGGAUGAUAUGAAGGAUGAAAAUAUUUUUGGGAUCCUCGAUGAGUCAUUUUACAGCACCGAUGCAAGCUCUUCUCCAUACCUUAGGCAACUAUGAUAUGCUUUAACUCUUUCUGUGGGUGGAGUUAAUUCAACAGCCUAGUGAUUCAGGAGCUGACCUGUAUCUCAGAAGCCCAGAUCUGUAACUGGGGUUUAACCUUUUUAUGUCAGACAUGGAAUGGGUGCCAUGUAAUGGUGGGGUGAUGUAUGGUGACGGGGAAAUGCUGUAAUCUAUCUACUGAGGGUGCAUAAUUGGCUGACUGGUUGCUGUAUAUUAGUGCAUAACUUACAUUGAGGUAUAAUUACAGCGUUUGCAUUGCUUCAUCCCAUGAGAGGACA
This is a messenger RNA of Phoenix dactylifera (date palm), 2983 nucleotides long. RefSeq names its product extra-large guanine nucleotide-binding protein 3-like. Gene Ontology annotation, cellular component: cytoplasm; heterotrimeric G-protein complex. Lineage: Eukaryota; Viridiplantae; Streptophyta; Magnoliopsida; Arecales; Arecaceae. Gene Ontology annotation, molecular function: G protein-coupled receptor binding; GTPase activity; G-protein beta/gamma-subunit complex binding. The record is from RefSeq and is a predicted model, not a curated record. Gene Ontology annotation, biological process: adenylate cyclase-modulating G protein-coupled receptor signaling pathway.